AUGAACGUUGGAGGCGAUGAUUGCCGGAUGUCCGCCAAGCCGUUCGCAUCCCGACCAUCGAGCUUACAGAGUUCUCCAGCGAAGCAAGGCAGCCCGGCUCCUCAUCGGCCGCGGCGUGGGUUUUGCCGCGGGUUUAAUGACUGCAUCAGCAUGGGCUCUACAGUCUCCACUGGCCAUCACCAGCAACAGCAAACAUCUCUUUCUAGAUUGGAGCGGCAGGUAGGGGAAUUAGAGAAGGAAGUCCAAAAGGAGGAGGAGCUUCGGAUGAUAUACAGGAAGAGAUUGGAGAGAACCCAGGAUUACCUCCGACACUGCCUUCAGAUAGCCAAAGACAACGGCUUUCUUCAGCUAAUCGUCCACCACAAGCACGACGAUGAACACGGCAACAAUAACAACGACAGCAGUGCUAAUGACAACAAUAACAUCGACAGUAACGGUAACGACAGACAAGAAGAGGUCCUUCUCUCUCCUCAGCUCUACAAUGGCAACGUCAGUCCUCAGUUCCCAGCUGGAACACUGGUGCAACCUCACUCUGAUAUUUCAGUAGUGGUCGAUCAGGCCAGGAUCAAUGGCUGGUACAUUGAGCCACAUGAGAUCGAGCUGCGAGAGAAAAUAGCACGGGGGACCACCGCGGAAAUAUACAGGGCCACGUGGCGGGGCCUCGACGUGGCGGUCAAGUGCAUCUUCCCCGACUUUUUCCACACGAACCAGAGCAGUGCCGCCUUCUUCGCGCAGGAGGUCGAGACCCUGUCGCGGCAGCGGCACCGGUUCGUGCUGCAGCUGAUGGGGGCAUGCAUCGACCCGCCCGAGCGCGCGUGGAUAGUGACCGAGUUCCUGGGCUCGACGCUGAAGGAGUGGCUCCACGGGCCCGGGAACCGGAGCAAGGGUGAGAGGGCGAAGCCGCUGCCCCCGCUCGGGGAGCGGCUGAGCCUGGCCUUGGAGAUAGCCCAAGCGAUGCAGUAUCUGCACGAGCAGAAGCCCAGGGUGAUCCACAGAGACUUGAAGCCCAGCAACAUCUUCUUGGACGAUGCGAUGCAAGCGAGGGUGGCUGAUUUUGGGCAUGCCCGGUUCUUGGGAGAUGAAGAGCUGGCAUUAACGGGCGAAACGGGUAAAUUCAAGAACAUCUGGACUUACGUGUACAUGGCGCCGGAAGUGAUACGGUGUGAGCCUUAUGAUGAGAAAUGUGACGUAUACAGCUUCGGGAUCAUACUCAAUGAGCUCAUCACAGGCGAACACCCUUACAUCGAGACCGACUUUGGCCCCGCCCAGAUUGCAGUGGAAGUAGCAGAAGGCAGGCUCAGGCCUGCUCUUCCGGCGGACGAAGAUGGCCAACUUGAAGAGCUUGUCCAGAUCGUAUGCCUAUCUUGGGAUCAAGACCAUUCAAUUAGACCACCCUUCUCCACAAUUACUCGCAAUUUGAGAGGAAUUAAGCAGGCACUUACAAAAAAUGUUCAGAUUUUGGAGAGGAAUUAA
Messenger RNA from Eucalyptus grandis, 1473 nucleotides. Its product is annotated as serine/threonine-protein kinase STY46. Gene Ontology annotation, molecular function: protein kinase activity; ATP binding. The record is from RefSeq and is a predicted model, not a curated record. Lineage: Eukaryota; Viridiplantae; Streptophyta; Magnoliopsida; Myrtales; Myrtaceae. Bases 1 to 1473 code for a protein of 490 amino acids. The transcript has 5 exons. Gene Ontology annotation, biological process: protein phosphorylation.